Podarcis lilfordi (Lilford's wall lizard) is the source of this 489-nucleotide messenger RNA. The record is from the annotation of a GenBank genome assembly. NCBI's taxonomy places the organism in Eukaryota, Metazoa, Chordata, Lepidosauria, Squamata, Lacertidae.
AUGAGCUCCCAUGUCACUUCCCAUCAAAGAAUUCAUACAGGGGAGAAACCCUAUCAGUGUGUGGAAUGUGGAAAGAGCUUCAGUAGCAGUUCCUCUCUCACUAAGCAUCAAAGAAUUCAUACAGGGGGGAAACCCUAUCAGUGCAUUGAAUGUGGAAAGAGCUUCAGUAGCAGCUCCGAUCUCACUAAACAUCAAAGAAUUCAUACAGGGGAGAAACCCUAUCAGUGUGUGGAAUGUGGAAAGAGCUUCAGUCAGAGCUACAAUCUCACUUCCCAUCAAAGAAUUCAUACAGGGGAGAAACCCUAUCAGUGUGUGGAAUGUGGAAAGAGCUUCAGUAUGAGCUUCAAUCUCACUUCACAUCAAAGAAUUCAUACAGGGGAGAAACCCUAUCAGUGUGGGGAAUGUGGAAAGAGCUUCAAUCAAAAGUCCAGUCUCACUUACCAUCAAAGAAUUCAUACAGGGGAGAAUCACGGAAUUGUAGAAUUUUGA